This is a messenger RNA of Nymphalis io (European peacock), 1437 nucleotides long. It is a transcript of the gene PGAP3, whose product is annotated as post-GPI attachment to proteins factor 3. The record is from RefSeq and is a predicted model, not a curated record. Gene Ontology annotation, biological process: GPI anchor biosynthetic process. The transcript is spliced from 7 exons. The coding region runs from base 271 to 1230 and encodes 319 amino acids. Lineage: Eukaryota; Metazoa; Arthropoda; Insecta; Lepidoptera; Nymphalidae. Gene Ontology annotation, molecular function: hydrolase activity, acting on ester bonds. Gene Ontology annotation, cellular component: endoplasmic reticulum membrane.
GUAAUCGUCAUCAAGUCUGGGUUAGCAGUUAGCACUCUGUGAGUGAUCAAUAUUAAAUAGUCUUGCAAGUCGAUGUCAAUUGUCAAAUAUUGUCAUUCAAAGUGAUUUGGUUCACUAAAACUAAAACCGACAAAAACAUUGGAGUAAUAAUAUUUAUUUAAAAAAAUAAUAAUAUAUAACAUUGUUAUUUAUAUUUAUCAAUAAAAUAUAAAUAUAUACGUCUCACUUUCAUUUAAAUUUUAAUAAAAAUUUCCUCAUUUUCUUGAAGAUAUGUAUAAAUUUAAAUAUAACAUAUCGAUAUUUAUUUUCAUCUUACUACUACCUUUUAUUUUAAGUAGUGAUGGCGAUAGAUCACCUUUUUAUCAAAAUUGUGUUAAAAGCUGUAAUAAAGCCAAGUGUACAUUAGAGGGAGCAUUCCAAGAAGAAUCAGCUAAAUCCCAAGAUAUAUGGAAUAGAUGGCUCAACUGGAGCUGCAAUGAUGAAUGCCGCUACCAUUGCAUGUGGAGAGCUGUACAAGCUUUCCAAGAGAGAGGGUAUCAAAUACCCAAGUUUCAUGGGAAAUGGCCAUUUAAACGCAUCCUUGGUGUUCAAGAACCAGCAUCUGCCUUUGCAUCUCUGCUUAAUCUGAUAACCCACAUUCACAUGUACUCGGAGAUAAGACAAAUAUCAGUGAGGAGUACACCACAAGUCUUGCUCUGGCACGCCUUUGCUAUAGUUUGUAUGAAUGCAUGGAUCUGGUCCAUAAUAUUUCACACGAGAGACACUCCCUUUACAGAGUUCAUGGACUAUGUGUGUGCUCUGUCUAUGGUUAUGAGCUUGUUCAUAGCUGCUGUUAUAAGAAUACUACACAGAAGGCGGACGCCGUUAGCGAUACUUCUGACGUUCACGCUCGUGUACUUCGCGGAGCACGCGCGCUAUCUGUAUUCGGGUCGAGUCGACUAUGACUACAAUAUGCGAGUUAAUAUAUUCUUCGGCGCGGCGGGCGCGCUGCUGUGGCUGUGGUGGGCGGGCGCGCGCGCGCGGCGCUACGCGUGGCGCGUGGUGGCGUUCACGCUGCUGUCGGGCGCGGCGCUGGCGCUGGAGCUGCUGGACUUCCCGCCGCGCGGCGGCUGGGACGCGCACGCGCUGUGGCACGCCAGCACGGCGCCGCUGCCCCUCUUGUUCUACAGAUUCGUUAUCGACGACCUGAAAUAUUCGAAGCUAACGCUGAAUAUUAAGAAGAGUGCUUAAAAAUAAUGUAGAAGUGAAACGACAUAAAAAAUUGUUCCCUCUUUACUCUUAAAGUCCUGCACGCAAAAGAUAUAUGCCGGCGUAUAGGCUUUUCGUGUGAAUUUCGUUAAAUAAUAAUAUAAAUUAUGAUUCAAUAACGGCUAAGGUCGGUUCUAACAGUCUAUGAUUCACUCUCUUGAAUAGAUGAUCGACAUGAAUAUAUUUAUA